Messenger RNA from Malurus melanocephalus (red-backed fairy wren), 1023 nucleotides. Its product is annotated as interleukin-12 receptor subunit beta-2-like. Gene Ontology annotation, molecular function: cytokine receptor activity; cytokine binding. The transcript is spliced from 7 exons. Gene Ontology annotation, biological process: cytokine-mediated signaling pathway. The annotation marks the transcript as partial. Gene Ontology annotation, cellular component: signaling receptor complex; external side of plasma membrane. The record is from RefSeq and is a predicted model, not a curated record. Lineage: Eukaryota; Metazoa; Chordata; Aves; Passeriformes; Maluridae.
CCCGGGACCAAAAUGCCRCUGGCGUGGAUCGUGCCCUCAGCGAUUUGGUUGGUGCUGCACUUCCCAGCAGAAUCCUGCAGGAAGGGAGCAGCGAGCCCCGGGAAAGGCACCCGAGGGGCGGUGGAGAUGUGCAACAAGGGCAGUAUCACAGCCAGCAGCGGCCGUGCCAUCCAGCGCCACACCAGUGUCACUUUGGGGUGCCACCUGCGCUCCCCGCCCGCUCCCGGCUGGUGCCGGACCGCGAUUUUCCUCAAUAACUCCGAGCAGAGCCGGGGCUGGGGCGGAGCGGUCACCGGCACCGUCCGGGUCAGCACCUACGGCAAACACACCUUCACCUGCAAAUUCCUGUGCGGGAACAGGAGCAGCCUGGUGUGCGGGAUCGACAUCCGCUGCGGCAGUAAGGAAAUGAUCGCUUAUCGUGCCUUGAUGGGUUCCAUUGUGGAGCUCAGCUCUGGCACCCUGAGCAGGUUGGAUUUGGGCUCCAAUUACACCCUGGUGGUUUCUGCCUCCAAUGAAUUAGGAAAUGCCUCCUCCCAGCCGCUCACCUUCACCUUGAUAGACAUAGUGAAGCCACAUCCUCCCAACUUUUCCGUGGAAUUUGAUGAUUCUUCUGCCACCAGCUGCACCUUUUCCUGGCACGAUGAGGCACAAGAACAGCACUGCAGGCUGAGAUAUCGACCCCUCGGCAGGCACAGCUGGAGCAUGGUUGAAAUCCCCAGCAGGGAGCGGUUCCACCUGCAGGGGCUGGAGCCGGACACAUCCUAYGAAUUCCAGUCGAGCUGCAGGACCCGCCGGGAUCGGGGGCUGUGGAGCGAUUUGCCCCCUCCUCAGCGAGUUUCUGCCGUGGCCCUGGGGAACUGCAGCAUCCUGGUGAGYUGGAGCCCCCCCGAGGGACCCCCUGUGCCCAUCGGGGGGUUCGUGGUGCAGUGGGACCCCCACCCUGAGCCCCAGCAGAGCUGGGUGAAGCUGCCCCCAUCCCAGCUGUCCACGGUGAUAACAGAGCACAUCAGAGAUAAUGUCUGC